AUGUAUCUAUCAGAAAUAGAACAACCUGCAAUCACCCUGUUGAAUGAUUUGGACCUCAACGUUGAUAACUACACCAUCAGCAUUCGCAUUUCAUGGACAGUGAGAUCUGAUGUUUUGUUUGGAGGUAAGGUUAUUGUUUUUGGUGGUGAUUUUAGGCAAAUAUUACUUGUUGUUCCAAACGGUGGACGACAAGAAAUUGUGAAUACCUCAUUAUGUUCGUCUUAUCUAUGGAGGAAGUGUAAGUUGUUGAGUUUAACUAGAAAUAUAAGGUUAACCGUUGGAAGACCUUCAUUUGAAGUUGAAGAGAUCAAUAAUUUUGCAAAAUGGUUGAUGGAUGUGGGUGAGGGAAAUGUUGGUGGUUCGAAUGAUGGAGAAGCAAUAAUUGAAAUACCACCUGAUCUUUUAAUUGACAGCACAUCUAACCCAAUUUCUAGCCUGGUUGAUUUUGUCUAUCCGUCAAUCUUGGAAAACUACAAUGAUCGUAAUUACUUUAGUAAUAGGGCUAUAAUUGCGCCUAAGAAUGAGGUUGUUCACGAGAUUAAUGACAGAUUGUUGGCAUUAUUCCCAGGUGAAGAAAAAGAGUAUUUUAGUUCUGACAGUCUACGCCCCACUGAAGAUGGCAAUGCUGAUCAGCAAAAAAUAUACUCACCUGACGUGUUGAACGGUCUUAAAGUAUCUGGUUUACCAAAUCAUAGGUUAGUACUUAAAGUUGGUGUUCCAAUAAUGUUGUUACGAAAUAUUGACCAACGAAAUGGUAUGUGUAACGGUACAAGGUUAAAGGUUACAAAACUUUACAGCCGUGUAAUUGAAGCUGAGAUAAUUUCAGGUGGAAAUAUUGGUUCUCGGACAUUCAUACCUAGAAUUAAUUUGGUACCUUCGGAUAGAAAGAUUCCUUUCGCAUUUCAAAGGAGGCAAUUUCCAAUAGUUGUAUGUUUUGCGAUGACGAUCAACAAAAGCCAGGGCCAGCCGCUAUCUAAGGUUGGUUUGUACUUGAGACAACCAGUUUUCACAGAUGGUCAAUUGUACGUAGCUUUAUCGAGGGUUACAAGACGAGAUGGAAUCAAGUUACUAAUACUAGACAAUGAAGGCAGACCUACAAAUAAAACAAUGAAUGUUGUAUAUAAAGAGAUAUUCAAUGACUUGUGA
Messenger RNA from Helianthus annuus (common sunflower), 1146 nucleotides. RefSeq lists its product as uncharacterized. The transcript is spliced from 4 exons. Gene Ontology annotation, molecular function: DNA helicase activity. Bases 1 to 1146 code for a protein of 381 amino acids. The record is from RefSeq and is a predicted model, not a curated record. Lineage: Eukaryota; Viridiplantae; Streptophyta; Magnoliopsida; Asterales; Asteraceae. Gene Ontology annotation, biological process: DNA repair; telomere maintenance.